AUGAAGGGGAAAAUAAAUAAGAAGGAAAAAAAGAAACUUCGAUAUAUGACCAAAGAUAAACAGUUAACAAUUGGGGAAAUUGAAAAAAUUGAUAUAAAUAAAUAUAAUGAAAUAUCACGAUUUUCUGUUAAAAAUAAAAAUAAGAGAAAUGCUUUAAAGGGAAAAGCAUAUUUAAAAAAGUUAAUUUUAAGAAAACAAAAAAAAGAAGAUAUAAAAAAUAAAAAAUCAUUAAAUAUUCCAGUAGAAAAAAAAAUUCCAAGAAGUAUAGAACAGUUAGCAUUGUUUGACGAAAGCAAAAUUAAUAAUGAAAAUGAAAAUUUUUUAUUAAGUGAAAAAUAUAUAGAUGAAUUUAGUGAUUAUUUUAAAAAUAAUAAAGAACCAAAUAUUAUUAUAACAUCAAUAAAAAGACCAUCUAAAAAUACAAUAUUAUUUAUGAAAGAAUUAACAUUAACAUUUCCUCACAUUUUUUAUGAACCAAGAUUAGAUCACACUUUAGAUUUUUUAUAUAAAAAUGCUAUAGAAAAUAAUUUUUCUACAUUUAUAUUAAUAGAAGAAGGAAUAGAUAAACAUCCUAAACAUAUGUUUAUAUCUACUUUACCUAAUGGACCAACAUCUAAAUAUUCUUUAACAAAUAUUUUUUAUGGUUAUAAAAAAAAUACAGACAUUGAAAUAACAACAUUACCCCCCGAAGUGUAUAUAACAAAUUUUAAUACUUUUAUUGGAGAACGAAUAAAAAGACAAUUACAUACUCUUGUACCUUUUACCCCAAACUAUAAAGGUCAAAAGGUUGUAGUUUUUUAUAAUCAGAGAGAUUUUAUUUUUUUCAGGCAUUUUAAAUACAAUUUUGUGAACAAAAAGAAAUGCUCAUUAUAUGAGAUAGGACCUGGCUUUACAUUGCAACUACUUAGUCUCAAGGAUGGAUUAAUUAACGAUAAGGAAAAAAUGUAUGAAUUUAUUUUGAGGCCAGAUAUGAAAGUUAAUAGAAAGAGAAUGUAUUUGUAA
Messenger RNA from Plasmodium yoelii, 1002 nucleotides. RefSeq names its product ribosome production factor 1, putative. The record is from RefSeq and is a predicted model, not a curated record. The transcript is spliced from 3 exons. Bases 1 to 1002 code for a protein of 333 amino acids. Gene Ontology annotation, cellular component: preribosome, large subunit precursor; nucleolus. NCBI's taxonomy places the organism in Eukaryota, Apicomplexa, Aconoidasida, Haemosporida, Plasmodiidae. Gene Ontology annotation, molecular function: rRNA primary transcript binding. Gene Ontology annotation, biological process: maturation of 5.8S rRNA; maturation of LSU-rRNA.